UUCCGGUCCCCGGUUCGCCGUGGCUGGUGAAUGGCCGAGUCGCGAAAAGCCGCUGCCGCCUGCCGAUGCGGAGGCCAUGGCUUGGGCUGCGUCCUCUUUACCCUCCGAUAAAUCUCGGUUUAUCUGUGUAUAUCCAGCCUAUAUAAAUAACAAGAAGACAAUAGCAGAAGGAAGAAGAAUACCUCUUGACAAAGCUAUUGAAAAUCCUACAUCUACAGAAAUCCAAGAUGUUUGUGCAGCAGUUGGUCUUAAUGUGCUUUUGGAGAAAAACAAAAUGUAUCCCAGGGAAUGGAACCGUGAUGCGCAAUAUAGGGGUAGAGUUCGCAUUCAGCUGAAGCAGGAAGAUGGUAAUCUAUGUCAGCCUGAGUUUCCAACACGUAAGGCAGUGAUGUUAUAUGCAGCAGAAACAAUUCCCAAACUGAAAACUAGGACACAGAAAAUGGGAAGCAGUGACCCAAGUCUACAGCAAGGAGAAGGAGGCAAAAAAAACAAAGGAAAAAAGAAGAAAUGAAUGUGACAUGGACUAAUAUAUAUUCAAAUGAGUAUGGUUACAAAAGAAUAAUGAUUUCAAAUGACGGACAGACCAAUGAGAACAUGCAAAGCUAUUUUGUGGUAGUUUUUGAAUUAGAAUGAAUUUCAUUUUGCAUAAAAUUAUGGUUGAACUAUUUGGGAACAUAACCAGAAAAUCCUCUUCUAAUAUUUAAAAAAUAUGGAAAAAUAAUGUUUUAGUGUAUUGAACUGUAUGUACAAAUGAAUGCAAAGCUGUUUGUUUUUACCUUGGAUACAUUUUCACUUGAUAACUUUACAAUGAAAUACAUUUGUCACUGUGAUGUUGGGCUUCUCUUUAUUACAAUAAACAUAUGUUUGGAUUAAA
Molecule: messenger RNA, 874 nt
Organism: Protobothrops mucrosquamatus (brown spotted pit viper)
Lineage: Eukaryota; Metazoa; Chordata; Lepidosauria; Squamata; Viperidae
Product: signal recognition particle 19 kDa protein
Exons: 5
Coding region: 77-511 (144 amino acids)
Biological process (GO): SRP-dependent cotranslational protein targeting to membrane; SRP-dependent cotranslational protein targeting to membrane, signal sequence recognition
Cellular component (GO): signal recognition particle, endoplasmic reticulum targeting
Molecular function (GO): 7S RNA binding
Source: RefSeq, a predicted model, not a curated record